AUGCCGUUCUCUACAACAGUCCGGGGCUUAUGCGCAUUGUCAUACCUCCUGCUGCCGACUUUCACACGCACAUCAGCACUCCCUACAGCCAACAGUCAUGACAUCGUCUUCGAGGACGGGCCAUGGCCGCAUGGUCCGCCUGGCGGUCACGGAGGCCAAUGCACACGCGAGAACGCCAUCGUGCGGCGAGAGUGGGACGACAUGACGCGCGACAGCCGCCUCGCCUUUAUCGCCGCGGUCAAGUGCAUGAAGUCCAAACCAUCACGGUAUCCCAAGGGCGUAGUCCCCGCAGCGAUUUCCCUCUAUGAUGAUCUCACGACGACACACAUCAACGGCUCCUUCGUUAUUCACUUCUCGGGCAUCUUCCUCUCGUGGCACCGCCGGUUCGUCCACAUCUUUGAAGAGCAGCUGUAUGAGUGCGGAUAUCCGCGGAAUCUAGGCACGCCGUACUGGGACUGGACGAGGACGCCGGACAUCGACAAGGUGGCCAUGUUUGACGGCAGUGAUGAGUCCCUGGGUGGAAAUGGCGACUGGGAUCCCACUGCCCAGGCUAUCGCGUUGGGCAAGAAUGGUUACCUCCCUCGAGGCACGGGAGGGGGGUGUGUCACCAAGGGGCCGUUCGCUAACGAGACGAUCCGCUUCGGGCCGUUCCCUGGUAGUGUUCUUGCCCAGGGAUUUCUCCCAGAGGAUUGGAAGGAGCUGAAGGAGAGGUGCUUUACUCGUGAUCUUAACCCCAUCGUCGCCACCAACUCGCUCAACUCGACCUUCACUACCCAGCUGCUGGCCGCGAACAACAUCUCGCAAAUCCAGGUGCUGCUCACGCCACCAAACUUUGGGCUCGACUUUCUCGGCCUGCAUCGCGCAGGGCACUGCGCGAUUGGUGAUCCCAUGUCCGACUUCUUCGCCAGCCCGCAAGAUGUCGUCUUUUACUUACACCACGCGGGGGUUGACCGCAUGUGGACAACCUGGCAAGACAUGGACCCGGCCACGCGGCGGUAUGCCUACAAUGGGACGAGCACCAUCUUCAACCCCGUGGGAGUGACACCGGAGGUUGACAAUUCGACGAUCUUCGACUUUGGUAUCCUUGCACCACCCAUGACGCUUAAAGAAGGGGCAAACCCGAUGUCUGGGAUGUACUGUUAUCGUUACGAAUAA
Messenger RNA from Microdochium trichocladiopsis, 1155 nucleotides. RefSeq lists its product as uncharacterized. The record is from RefSeq and is a predicted model, not a curated record. Bases 1 to 1155 code for a protein of 384 amino acids. Lineage: Eukaryota; Fungi; Ascomycota; Sordariomycetes; Xylariales; Microdochiaceae. The transcript is spliced from 2 exons. Gene Ontology annotation, molecular function: oxidoreductase activity.